Pomacea canaliculata is the source of this 580-nucleotide messenger RNA. Its product is annotated as protein yippee-like 5. Lineage: Eukaryota; Metazoa; Mollusca; Gastropoda; Architaenioglossa; Ampullariidae. The record is from RefSeq and is a predicted model, not a curated record.
CCUUGCACCCGAAGGCCGCGACGUUGACGUCAGCUCUAUGUUUUGGUUUUGCGCGAUCUCAGGACAACAUCGACAACGCAUUCAGCAGUGUACAUUUUCUGUGGGUUUCCCAGGCCCUAAUCGCCUUUGGUAUGUUCAUUGACAAGUUUAAAUUUCAGCUUGUGGUUUAGAAAUGGGACGAAUCUUUCUGCAGCACAUCGGCGGUACAAGGCUGUUCUCAUGUGCCAGCUGUGAUGUACCAUUAACUAAUCGUGCUGAGCUUAUUUCUACAAGAUUUACAGGUGCCACAGGUAGAUUCUAUGCCUUUUCCUCUUCAAACUCGAUCCCUAGUGUCAAUCUCAGUCUAGUGAACCGUGCAAGACUCGCUCAGAUCGUGUCCAUGCUGACUGGCCGCCACAUGUCCGUGAGUUACUCGUCUAAACAUUCUGAUGAAUUAGGGUGGAUUAAACUAUGAGUUGCCACUGAAGAAAACCAGCGCUACAAAGAAGGCCGUGUCAUCUUGGAGAGAGCAUUGGUCACAGAGAGUGAGGGCUUCGAAGAGCAUGUGCCAAACGACAGCUGAUCGAGCAGUGCCACCUGA